AUAUCCAGGGAGUUGAAAGCUUUACUCAGCGUAUUCGACAAGUCCGGCAUCGAGCAAUUCGGCAAAUCUCUUGCCGAUGCCGGCUAUGAACUGAUCAGCACAGGCGGCACUCACCGCAGCCUCGCCGACGCCGGUGUUCCCGUAACUCAGGUGUCCGACGUCACCGGUUCGCCCGAAAUCCUGGACGGCCGCGUCAAGACGCUGCAUCCGGUGAUACACGGCGGCCUGCUGGCGCGCCGCGAUUUGCCGGCACACAUGGUCGAGUUGGAGCAGCACGGCAUCGGGGCUAUCGAUGUCGUUGUCGUAAAUCUCUAUCCCUUCGUCGAAACAAUCAGCAAAGCCGGCGUCACGCUGGACGACGCCCUGGAGAACAUCGACAUCGGCGGCCCCACGAUGCUCCGCGCCGCCGCCAAGAACUUCCCUUCCGUCGCCGUCGUCGUGGACCCUUCCGAUUACUCGUGGGUCGCGGACGCGUUGUCCGGUCCCGGAUUGGACGCCCAACAGCGACGCGGCCUAGCCGCCAAGGCCUUUCAGCACGUCGCCGUGUACGACGCCGCCGUCGCCGGAUACCUUUCUAACGAUCCUGCUUCCGAAGAGGAAAUGCCUGUGCAGGUGACCAUCGGCCUUACCCGGGUGGCCAGCCUGCGCUACGGCGAGAACCCCCACCAGAGGGGCGCCUUGUACGUCACCGCCGGCGGAGGCCAGGGAGGUCUGGCCCGGGCCACUCAAUUGCACGGUCGGGAACUGUCCUUCAACAACCUGACGGAUGCCGACGCCGCCUGGCGCACUGUCAGCGACUACGGCGAUCCCUCGGUGUGCGUUAUCAAGCACGCCAACCCGUGUGGCCUCGCGUCGCGCGACGACGUUGCCGAAGCGUAUCAACUGGCCUACGAGGGUGAUCCCAUAUCCGCCUUUGGUGGCAUCGUCGGUUUCAAUCGCAACGUCACUGCCGCCGCUGCCCAGGCCAUGGACCCCGUAUUCUACGAAGUGGUUGUCGCGCCCGGAUACGAUGACGACGCUCUCGAAAUCCUCCGCCGGAAGCGCAAUCUGCGUAUCUUGACCGUCGACCCGGUCGCCGGUUCCCCGGGUUCCGUGGAUUACGAUGUCCGUCCUCUCAGCGGCGGUGUCCUGGUACAAACUCCCGACGUCGUUGAAGAGUAUCCCGAUGCCUGGACUACCGCCACCGAGCGUGCUCCAAACCGGUCGGAGUUGGCGGACUUGGCCUUCGCCUGGAAAUCGGUGAAGCACAUCAAAUCCAACGCCAUCGCCUUCGUCAAGGACCGUACCCUCGUCGGCAUGGGCGCCGGGCAACCCAACCGCGUGGUCAGCGUGCACCUGUCACAGCGCGCCGCCGGCGAAAAAGCCGCCGGGUGCGUCCUGGCCUCCGACGCUUUUUUCCCAUUCCCCGACAACAUCGAUCUCGCUGCCGAGGCAGGGAUCACCGCCAUCGUCCAGCCCGGCGGCUCAAUUCGCGACGACGAGGUGAUUGCCGCGGCCAACCAGGCCGGCAUCGCCAUGGUGUUCACCGGCGUUCGUCACUUCCGCCACUGA
Messenger RNA from Geodia barretti, 1551 nucleotides. The record is from the annotation of a GenBank genome assembly. NCBI's taxonomy places the organism in Eukaryota, Metazoa, Porifera, Demospongiae, Tetractinellida, Geodiidae.